UGCAGUUUGUUUUAAUGAAUGUGUUACUCUUACAGAUAACUUGCCCUGGAGUGCUGCUGAAAGACAAAGAGGAACUUUAUCUCAGUGUCUCUGUACUUGGACAGUACAAAAAAACUCAAUGCGUCCCUGCAGUGUUUCCACUCUUCUUUCAAGAAAAACUAGUAUUUGAAAAGGCAUUUGCUGAUAUAGUUGAUCCUGGAGACCUUGUGGAGUUACUGGAACUUGACACAGCAGUACUUGAACUCAUACAGCUCAUUCCUCCAGUAGGAAAAAUUCUAGCUACCUAUGAAGAAAAUACAAGAGAUUUCCUGUUCCCUGACCCUAAGCUUACCUGUGGGCACCAUGGUUCAGAUCGUGAGAUUUUAAUGAAGAGAUCCUCUUCUUUUACAGGAAUUGCACCAAAAUUGAGAUUUUCUACAAGCUCCCUUAUUACAGAAAGUCUGUUAAGCUCAGGAAGGAGUCACAUACAGGGUGAUUUGAAUUGGGUACAUCACUCAACCCCAAAUGGAAAAUUGCAAACAAAGUUACCAAAGAAAAAUACUCUUUCACCUGAGAAAAGCAGGCACAGCUUAGCAACAAAGAACUACGAGCAGCCUACAAUAGCUUCUAAAUCACGUUCUCCAUCUCCAUACACAAAACGACGAAUGUGUGAGCUAUCAGAAGAAGCCAGGCAACGACUGGCCCAUUUAAACCUUGGUCCUUAUGAAUUCAGAAGAGAAACUGAUAAACCUCCAUUUGUAGUUAGACGGGUUGAACAACCAAGUCCUGGUAUUAAGUUUCAUACCUGGUGUCCCACACGAGAAAGCACAGUGGAAGCCUGGACCAAGGUAGACCAUGAUCCUUCUCUUCUCGGCAGCUACAGACCCAAGAAAGCCAAAGCAAAAUCUACUCAUGGAAAAGACUUUGACAGUUCUGAUGUUUGCCAGGAGGAUGUGGUCUCAGAUCCAGCCAACAGACAGUCCCAUUCUGGUUCAUUAAAGCAUUCAGCACCUCGAGCAUUUCAGAAGCGUUCUCUAAGUUCUGUGCUAAAUCGAUCUUCUCUAAGGGAAAGGUAAUGACUUGGUUUUGUUUGUGAAAUUCUGGAAUUAUUAACGUGAGCAGAUGAUAACAG
Messenger RNA from Fulmarus glacialis (Northern fulmar), 1111 nucleotides. Its product is annotated as spermatogenesis-associated protein 6-like. Lineage: Eukaryota; Metazoa; Chordata; Aves; Procellariiformes; Procellariidae. Gene Ontology annotation, molecular function: myosin light chain binding. The annotation marks the transcript as partial. Gene Ontology annotation, biological process: motile cilium assembly; spermatogenesis. The record is from RefSeq and is a predicted model, not a curated record. The transcript has 9 exons.